CUCCUGCUUGCACUUCCUCCCAUUCCGCCAAUUGCCCCCAGUCCAUGGCGUGGGCUGUGUCCAGAUGGCUUUGACAUCAUGGAAAGCGUUUAACUUCUUCGAUGUCUCAUCGGUGAAGCUGCCGGAGGAGAGCUCAUCCAUCCUCGGUUCUGAUAUUCUCUCCCUCUGUUCCGGUUCUGCCAACCUUUUCCUCGGUUCAAGCGAUGGUUUUGUCCACAUCAUCUCCUCGUCUUUCAAGCUCGCCCGCUCGUUCAAGGCCUCUGAAAAUGGCUCGAUCGCACAUAUCAAGCAGAUAGAGGGGUCCUCGUUGCUUCUGACUAUCGCAGAAGAUCUACCUAACGAGCCGAUAUUGAAGGUCUGGGCUCUCGACAAACCCGAGAAAAAGACCGGUGCCCCGCGAUGCCUGUCAACAACGUCCAUCCAGAACGCAAGGAGGAUAUUUCCAGUUUCGGCGUUCACUGCUCUGGACGAUCUGUCUCAGGUGGCAGUUGGGUUCGCGAAUGGAUCUGUCACGAUCAUCCGUGGUGACCUAAUUCAUGACCGCGGGGCAAGGCAGCGCAUUGUGUUCGAGUCGGAGGAACCAGUUACGGGUCUCGAGGUACAAAGCGGUCCUGUCGCAACUUUGUACAUCUCCACCACUAGCCGUAUGCUGGCCCAGAUCAUCUCUGGCAGAGGUCAGGGCCAACCGGCACGCAUUCUUGAUGACAUGGGCUGUGCAGUGGGCUGUAUGUGCCUGGAUAAGGAUACGGGUGAUGUACUGGUGGCCCGGGAGGAUGCGAUAUAUACCUACGGACCACACGGACGUGGGCCUAGCUACGCUUUCGAGAGUCGGAAAGACUCAAUCAACAUUUUCAAAGACUAUAUUGCAUUAGUCUGCCCGCCGCGCGAUACUUCCUCGCGGCCCGACGCUCUGCGCAACUUCAACGUCAGUCAGGCGGACGACAUCUUCAAGACGACCAUGUUCACGCUCCUGGACACAGACUUGAAAUUCAUCGCGCACUCCGAGUCGCUUGUGUCUGCGGUCAAGAAGAUAUUCAUCGAAUGGGGCGAUCUUUUCCUUCUCACUACGGAUGGCAAGCUCCAUCGGUAUCGCGAGAAAAGUCUCCAGCAGAAGCUCGAGAUUCUGUAUCAGCGGAACCUAUACAUCCUAGCGAUCAAUAUCGCCCAGAAGACCGGAGUGGAUACUCUACAACAAAAUGCCAUCUACCGAAAGUACGGAGAUUUCCUGUAUCAGAGGGGUGACUACGACACUGCAAUGCAGCAGUACCUCCGGGCUAUCGAUAACACAGAGCCGUCCCAAGUCAUCCGAAAGUAUCUGGACACCCAGCGAAUUCACAAUCUUAUCGAAUAUCUGGAGGAGCUACACGAUCACGAUAAAGCUACAGUCGACCACACCACUCUGCUCCUGAAUUGCUACGCCAAGCUGAAGGAUACGAAUAAACUAGACGAAUUCAUCAAAGCCCCCGGAGAGCUGAAAUUUGAUCUCGAAACUGCGAUUGCUAUGUGCAGACAGGGUGGAUAUUACGAACAAGCAGCCUACCUUGCUACGAAGUAUGGCGAGAAUGACAUGGUCGUCGAUAUCCUGAUCGAGGAUUCGAAGAAAUAUGCGGAGGCUUUGGAGUACAUCUGGAGGUUGGACCCUGAAUUGGCCUAUCACAAUCUGAUGAAAUAUGCUCGCGUAUUACUUUCCAACUGCCCGGAGAAAACGACAGAGCUUUUCAUCAAAUAUUAUAAGGGCCAGUAUAAGCCUAGGACCGAAGUUGAGCCACCCAUUGAGCCACAAGCACAACAAACUAGCACUUUACAAAGUUUAGCGGCUUUUCUCCCCUUGCCUCUGAUGAACUCUAGUGCUGGAGCGAAGGCUGAGCCGGCGGAGAAGUCACGCGAGGCUAGCGAUGAAAAUGUCGAAGAAGUCGUUGACUACCAGGUUCCGAAGCCGAGAACGGCGUUCUCGGUGUUUGUCGGCCAUUCUGAAGAAUUCAUCUCAUUCCUCGAAGCGCUCAUCGAAAAAGAAGACCUGGAAGAGGAUGAUAAGAUUGACCUCUACACAACCCUUUUUGAAAUGUAUCUGGAUACCGCAGGCCGGAAGAAGGAUGCCGCUGAGAAGCAGGCUUGGGAGAAUAAAGCGAAGAAGCUCAUCGAAGGGAAAGAUAUACCUAUAUCUACUUCAAGCGUUCUGCUGUUGUCCGACUUAUCCGGCUUUCGGGAAGGAUCUACUCUUGUCCGCGAGCAAGAAGGUCUUCGGUCAGACAUCUUCCGUUCUUUCACGUCGGCAAAAGACACCAACGGUGCUAUCCAGGCGUUGAGGAAAUAUGGUCCGGAGGACCCCCAGCUCUACGUGGAUGCGCUCACCUAUUUUGCUUCAAGCCCCAAGAUUCUCGAGGAAGCUGGAGACGAACUGGACGCUGUCCUCAAACGUAUUGACGAAGCUGGUCUCAUGACUCCACUGCAGGUUAUUCAAACGUUAAGCAACAAUGCAGUUGUCACCAUGGGUCGUGUCAAAAAGUAUCUGAGCGAGAAUAUCGAGCGGGAAAGAAAGGAGAUUUCCACGAACCGCCGCUUGAUAACCAGUUACAGCAAGGAGACUGAGAGUAAGCGAAAGGAACUGGAGCAAUUAGGCAACCAACCUGUCGUUUUCCAGUCACGUCGGUGUAACUCUUGCGGCGGCGCACUCGAUCUACCUACGGUGCAUUUUCUCUGCAAGCAUUCCUUCCACCAGCGGUGUCUGAAUAGGGUGGACGAGGAUGCAGAAUGCCCAGCUUGUGCACCGCAGAACUCCACCAUCAAAGCCAUUCGAAAGCGGCAGGUCGAGUCAGCCGAUCAGCACGACUUGUUCAAGGGAGAGCUGCAGCGCUCCAAGGACCGAUUUGGGGUCAUCAGUGAGUUUUUCGGGCGGGGAGUGAUGCGGCCACAGAGCACUAUGGAGUGAUAUGAUUUCUUUCUUUUUUUUCCAGCGCAGCCUUGCACAUGGUGUAGAUAACUACCUCGAUAUCACAUUCUGGCGAUUUUUGUUUAGAG
Messenger RNA from Aspergillus homomorphus CBS 101889, 3018 nucleotides. Its product is annotated as tethering complex subunit PEP5. Gene Ontology annotation, biological process: vesicle-mediated transport; intracellular protein transport; endosome organization. NCBI's taxonomy places the organism in Eukaryota, Fungi, Ascomycota, Eurotiomycetes, Eurotiales, Aspergillaceae. Bases 65 to 2929 code for a protein of 954 amino acids. The record is from RefSeq and is a predicted model, not a curated record. Gene Ontology annotation, cellular component: HOPS complex; endosome. The transcript has 9 exons. Gene Ontology annotation, molecular function: protein-macromolecule adaptor activity; protein binding.